Messenger RNA from Ceratina calcarata, 1812 nucleotides. Its product is annotated as putative chitinase 2. The transcript is spliced from 8 exons. Gene Ontology annotation, molecular function: chitin binding; chitinase activity. The coding region runs from base 233 to 1585 and encodes 450 amino acids. Lineage: Eukaryota; Metazoa; Arthropoda; Insecta; Hymenoptera; Apidae. Gene Ontology annotation, cellular component: extracellular region. The record is from RefSeq and is a predicted model, not a curated record. Gene Ontology annotation, biological process: chitin catabolic process; carbohydrate metabolic process.
AUACGAAAAAUAGCGAUGGGCGUUAAGAGUUUUAAGUAUGGACCGAGGUUCCAUAUAUUUUACCGCACAUACGUGAAUCGUGGGUAACAGGUUUCAGUUCCAUCCUUUUUCAAACAACGAAGCACGACCACGUAUCCUUUGUCCGUCGAGGACAGAGCUAAUACUGUACUGCGGUCGAGUGAAAGCUAUCUACCAGGGCAAUAACACCGCAUUCGUUUAGCGGUUCUCCACGAUGAAGGUGUGUGGCUCUCUGAUUCUGCUCGCUAUUUUACUGCUCAGUGUCGGUGGCACUUCGACUUCGGCGAGGUCCAAACAUAAAAAGGUCGUGACUUGUUACGUCGCCACCUGGGCCGUUUACAGGCCGAACAAUGGAAAGUUCACGAUCGACAAUAUUCGGCCGGAACUUUGCACUCAUCUCGUGUACGCGUUCGCCGGACUGAACGAGACAACGUGGACCAUCAGGAGCCUGGAUCCUGGCAUGGACAUCGAGAACGGAAUCGGUAAUUACAGAAAGAUGACCCAAUUGAGGAAGAGGUAUCCCCAUUUGAACGUACUCCUUGCCAUCGGAGGAUGGAACGAGGGCAGCAAGAAUUACUCCGUGCUCGUUUCGUCUCCCGAGCGAAGAAGCAGCUUUAUCCACAGCGUGGUCAAUUUCCUUGGCGAGUACGGUUUCAACGGGUUUGAUCUGGACUGGGAGUAUCCGGGAUCACGGGGCGGAGUGCCGGAAGACAAACAGAACUUCGUCUCCCUCGUACAGGAAUUGAAGGAAGCGUUUAGAAGACCGAACUACCUCUUAACAGCGGCCAUAAGUUCCAACAGACAAACGAUCGACGCUGCGUACGAUUUACCCGAGCUCUGCAAGUACCUCGAUCUCGUUCACGUGAUGGCGUACGACUAUCACGGUACAUGGGACAAUAAAGUGUUGCCAAACGCGCCGUUGAAGAGCGACGACGGCAGCAGUGUGAUGGACACGUUGAGCUACUUGUUGAGCAAAGGCGCGCCGCCCAAUAAAACGGUGCUUGGUCUUCCCAUGUACGGAAGAACGUACGUACUGUCGAAGAAGCUGAACUCGUCUCGAGAAACACCUAUCGGCCAGCCUGCCGGAACUGACGGGUUCAAGGGACCGUACACUGCUCAGAACGGUUUUAUGGGGUACAACGAAAUUUGCGAGGAGCUAGUGAAUAAUCCGAGCAAGUGGAGAACCGGAUGGGACGAGAUCAGCGAGACAGCUUACGCCGUCAAUGAUGACAAAGUCAUCGUGUACGACGAUCCGAAGAGUCUCAGAGCAAAGGUUGAACGCGCGAUAAGUUUGAACUUGUCCGGUGUAAUGAUUUGGAGUAUCGAUACCGACGAUUUCAGUGGUAAAUGCGCGUCUUUAAGCGACUCUCUGGACUCUGCACACGGCACCUUCCCCUUAAUGAGAUCGAUCAACGAGGUCUUGGGAAAUUCGAUGAGUAAUCACGAUAAAGGAGAGAGUUCGACACGUAAACCCAACUCCUCCGCCUCGUCCGUUGCAAGUUUCUUCUGUUACUUUCUUCUUUCGACAGUGUUAUUUUCUGUACAUUACGCUCGAACAGGUAUAUGAAGAAGAAGCACCGAGUACUUCGUACUGAGAAAUUGAAUCGAGACAUUUCGAUCGACGACUUCUCAAUUCGAGUCUUCCUCUGUUUCGAUCGUUCGCCUACUUCUGUCUACGCGCCGUCGGCGAGUACUCACAAUGAAUCGCAAUUACAUAUUAUUUAGAAUUUGUACACCAGCCGUGUACAUACGUACAAAUAAACUUUUUACUCGACAGCGUUUCGUACAUUUAAA